Myotis davidii is the source of this 1509-nucleotide messenger RNA. RefSeq names its product BCDIN3 domain containing RNA methyltransfease (gene BCDIN3D). Gene Ontology annotation, cellular component: cytoplasm. Lineage: Eukaryota; Metazoa; Chordata; Mammalia; Chiroptera; Vespertilionidae. Bases 36 to 908 code for a protein of 290 amino acids. Gene Ontology annotation, molecular function: O-methyltransferase activity; RNA methyltransferase activity. The record is from RefSeq and is a predicted model, not a curated record. Gene Ontology annotation, biological process: negative regulation of pre-miRNA processing; miRNA metabolic process. The transcript is spliced from 2 exons.
CGGUUCCGGCGGACCCGGGGGCCAGGCUGAGGCUAAUGGCGGCGUCCACGGAACAGAACCUUGAAGGCGUAGAGGAGGCCAAGGUGGAAGAGGAACCGCGAGUUCUGGAACCCGGGGCCGCCCCGUUCGGAAAUUUCCCUCAUUAUUCCCGCUUCCACUCUCCUGAGCAACGGCUCCGCCUCCUGCCUCCGGAGCUGCUUAGCCGGCUCUUCCCUCCCGGUCCCGAGAAGAAGCCGGUUCUGGGGCUGGACGUGGGGUGUAACUCCGGGGAUCUAAGUGUGGCUCUGUACAAACACUUCCUUUUCCUACAUGAUGGGGAGACCCACUCAGAUGCCUCAAGAGAACUCCGUCUCCUCUGCUGCGACAUAGAUCCGGACCUGGUGGAGCGAGCUAAAAAAGAAUGCCCUUUUCCUGAUGCCUUGACUUUUAUUACCCUGGACUUCAUGAAUCAAAGGAGCCGGAAAGUUCUCUUGAGCUCUUUCUUAGGCCAGUUUGGACGCUCAGUAUUUGACAUUGGCUUCUGCAUGUCCAUAACCAUGUGGAUUCAUCUGAACCAUGGGGACCAUGGCCUAUGGGAGUUUCUGGCUCACCUCUCCUCCCUCUGCCACUACCUCCUUGUGGAGCCACAGCCCUGGAAAUGUUAUCGGGCAGCUGCAAGGCGUCUUCGAAAGUUGGGCCUCCAUGAUUUUGACCACUUCCAUUCCCUUGCCAUCCGAGGUGAUAUGGCCAGUCAGAUUGUGCAGAUCUUGACCCAGGACCAUGGCAUGGAAUUCGUAUGCUGCUUUGGCAACACCAGCUGGGACCGAAGCCUUCUGCUCUUCAGGGCAAAACAAACCACAGAGACUCAUCCAAUUCCUGAAUUACUGAUAGAAGGAAAAGAAGGGAACAGGUUAAGAUCUUGGAGAUAGUAAGAUGAGAGGGUGAGACUAGGAAAGAGAUACUGAAAGGCUUUUAUUCUGAGAAUUAAGUCCACUCUCCUUAACUCCUUAACAUUCCGCUUCAAAACCUGGCAGAAGCUUUUAGCAAAAUGUCCAAGAUGCCAUUGAAAAAAUCAUUGUCUGUUCCCCAUUGUUCAGGAUGAUUCUGAAGGAGAAUGCAUCUGUGGAGCGGUGAGCUGGGCUGACUGGCCUAGAGAAAACGAUCCUGUUUCUGGGAUAUGGAAGGAGCUGCUUUUGGUGGUUAUUUAUAAAAACCAGGCUAGCCUUAGAAUGUAUCAGUUCUCUGGGCUCCUUGAUUCUGAUCUGGCUUCUUAAUGACUUAACUCAUCCUUCAGGCAAAACCUCACGAAACAAUUUGAAAAGAGUCACUGGCCUGGCUAAAAGUGAGCAUAAGUAGGAAAAACAUCUUAUCUUCCAGAACAGGUCUUAAUCUCCAACAUGACCAGGCUACAGAUACUAGGCAAGAUGCAUUGGCUGACAUUUAAAAGAUAUUUAAAAUAUUUAAAUUAUGGAGGGGGAGGUAGAAGUGAAUAAACAGAAGGAGACUUGACUUUGGGUGGUGAACAUACAA